Molecule: messenger RNA, 3005 nt
Organism: Perca flavescens (yellow perch)
Lineage: Eukaryota; Metazoa; Chordata; Actinopteri; Perciformes; Percidae
Product: seizure protein 6 homolog
Exons: 19
Coding region: 1-2901 (966 amino acids)
Biological process (GO): synapse maturation; regulation of dendrite development; regulation of protein kinase C signaling
Cellular component (GO): endoplasmic reticulum; neuronal cell body; dendritic spine
Source: RefSeq, a predicted model, not a curated record
AUGCCAGGAGGCCUGUUUCAAAGGAAGGUGACUCUGCAGGAGAAGACUCCCACAGAGUCUCCAAAGGAAAGCAAUGGCAUCAGUAGGAGAACACCAGACCCUGCCAGGGACUCCUCAACACAGGACACAGAGAGCGAAGUGCACUCUGUCACCACUGUCUCACCAAUGAACAUCCCCAACCACCGGCCUGUCCUCGAGGGCCUGCGGCUUCAUGAACACCUACUUACGAGGGAUUUCCAGGGGGACCAGCACUUUUUUAGGAGCGAUGGCUCUGUAGCUGCAUAUUCCACCAUGCCAGGCUCCAUGUCUGCCUCAGAUGCAGGAGACCCUGUCACUCAGCUGGUGCCCCAUGAAGAUGCCCCACCUUUCUCAGACAUUGCCACUACUGCCACUGAGGCUGCCACCUCCCCACUGACCACAUUUACUCCCACAACACCAAGGCCGCCCAUGUCUCUCCCUCAAAAGAAGUCAUCUAAGACCUUGGGGGCUGACAAGAGAAGUCGACCUCAAAGUUGGAGUCCUUCUCCUGUAGAGGCUACACUUGCACCCUCCUCAAUGAAGAUGGAGAAAGGAGAGGCUAGGGAGACUGCACUGAAAAACAAAACCAGCCCUGGUUAUCCACUCCCCAACACAACGUCCACAACCAUUAUCACCACCAUCACCACCAUACAAACAGCAGAGCCAUGCAGCCUGAAUUUCACUGACCCUGAGGGUAACAUCGAAAUCCUGCAGCAACUUGACUCUGGAGUGGAGUGUAACUAUCUGGUUACGGUCUACCUGGGAUAUGGCAUUGAGGUUCAGGUGUUAAAUGUGAGUGUGUUGGAGGGAGAGCAGGUGACAGUGGAGGACACAGGUGGCCGAGAGCCCUUCAUCCUUGCCAAUGAGUCAGUCUUGAUGAGGGGCCUCGUACUACGCAGCUGGAGCAACCAGAUCUCCAUCCGAUUUCGCAGUGACCAACAGCACAACUCCGGAUUCCUCCUGCUGCAUUACCAAGCCUUUGUGCUGAGCUGUGCAUUUCCCAAAGAGCCUCCCGGUGGAGAAGUUACUGUGACGCACCUCCAUGCUGGCGGAGAAGCCUAUUUUCGCUGUUUCACGGGCUACAAGUUGCAAGGUCCCAAAAUGCUCACCUGUCGUAAUGCAACCACACCAUACUGGAGUGGAAAGGAGCCCCGAUGUGUGGCAUCCUGUGGGGGAAUGAUGAAAAAUGCCACCUAUGGUCGUAUCGUCUCUCCUGGUUUCCCUGGCAACUACAGCAACAAUCUGACGUGCCACUGGGUCCUGGAGGCCCCUGAAGACCACCGGCUUCACAUUCACUUUGAGAAGGUGGCUCUGGCAGAGGAUGAUGACAGGCUGCUGAUUAAGAAUGGCAACAACAUAGACUCUCCCCCUUUGUACGACUCCUAUGAGGUUGAGUAUUUGCCCAAUGAGGGUGUGCUCAGUACUGGACGUUACUUGUUUAUAGAGUUCACCACAGACGGGACAAUAACCUCCACUGGUGCAGCUGUCAGAUACGAAGCUUUUGCGAAAGGCAUGUGUUAUGAGCCUUUUGUGAAGUACGGCAACUUCAGCGGCAGCGACUCCACCUACAGUGUGGGUGCAGUGGUUGAAUUCUCAUGUGACCCUGGCUACACACUGGAGCAAGGCUCCGUAGUGAUUGAGUGCGUGGACGCACAAAACCCACAGUGGAAUGAGACCGAGCCGGCUUGCAGGGCUGUUUGUAGCGGAGAGAUCACAGACUCCGCCGGUGUGGUGCUGUCUCCUAAUUGGCCUGAGGCUUAUGACAAGGGGCAGGACUGCAUCUGGGGUAUCCAUGUGGAAGAGGACAAGAGGAUCAUGCUUGACAUCCAAGUUCUCAAUGUCGGUAAAAAUGACCUGCUGACCUUUUAUGAUGGAGAUGACCUGACGGCAAACAUCCUGGGCCAGUACAGCGGCACACGGCCACACUUCAAGCUCUAUACCUCCAUGGCUGAUGUCACUAUUCAAUUUCAGUCCGAUCCUGCAACUAACAUCUAUGGCUACAACAACGGCUUUGUGGUCCACUUCUUUGAGGUGCCGAGGAACGACACCUGCUCUGAGCUACCGGAGAUCACCAACGGCUGGAAGAGCACCUCCCACCCUGACCUCAUCCACGGCACCGUCAUUACCUACCAGUGCUACCCUGGAUAUGAGCUGGUGGGCUCGGAGAUCCUCAUGUGCCAGUGGGAUCUCACUUGGAGCGGUGAUGUGCCGAGAUGUCAGGAAGUUAUGACAUGUCAGGACCCUGGGAAUGUGGAGCACAGUCAUAAGGUGAUCACAGGCAACCGUUUCACCGUUGGAUCGACAGUGCAGUUUAUCUGUAAUAAAGGCUACAUCCUGUCUGGCAGCAGCCUCCUCACCUGCUACAACCGAGAUUCAGCCACACCCAAGUGGAACGAGAGGCUGCCCAAGUGUGCCCCUGAAAGGUACGAGCCAUGCAGGAACCCCGGCGCUGCCUCCACCAGUGUGCAGAGCUCUGAAAAGGCCUUUUACCAAGCAGGAGAGAUGCUGACCUUCUCCUGCCACUCAGGCUACGAGCUGCAGGGUGGUGCCACCAUUUACUGUAUCCCUGGACACCCGUCACAGUGGAAUAGCACUCCCCCUGCCUGCAGAGCAUCCUCAACCCAAUAUGUGAACGAACGCAGGCUAGAUGUUGUUAAUAUGGAUUAUAGCAUGGAGGGAACCAAUAUUGCCCUUGCAGUUUUGAUUCCAACUGCAAUCAUCUUGGUGGUUGUCCUCGGGAUGUAUGUCUACUUUGCAAAACUCCAAGGAAAGACUAUCAGAAUGCCAACAUCCUCGCCACCGUAUGACAACAUGACAGAAGAGUCAGCUUUUGACAACCCUAUAUAUGAGAGCGGACACUGGCAGUCUCAUUCUAGAUACUAAACCCUGUCAGUCUGUUCACUUUGGCUGUACUGCUGAAGAGCUAUGAGGACAAAUGAAAAAGAUUAAGAGGUGUCCAUUUAGAGACCUUAAAGCAAGAAUUGCUC